Messenger RNA from Alternaria incomplexa, 390 nucleotides. RefSeq lists its product as uncharacterized. The record is from RefSeq and is a predicted model, not a curated record. Gene Ontology annotation, biological process: transmembrane transport. Lineage: Eukaryota; Fungi; Ascomycota; Dothideomycetes; Pleosporales; Pleosporaceae. Bases 1 to 390 code for a protein of 129 amino acids. The transcript is spliced from 2 exons. Gene Ontology annotation, molecular function: transmembrane transporter activity.
AUGGCGAACUAUGCAAUCUACCAGUCUUCAAUCGACUACCAAACAGCCGCAUACGGCCCCUACGCUUCCUCGGCAACCGGUGGCAACGAUCUCGCUCGUGACGCUCUAGCCGGUAUCGCUUCUCUAUACUCAACACCGCUCUACUCGAACAUCCCUGGCCGGCCGCUGCAAUACGCUUCCACUAUUCUAGCCUGCCUUGCUUUCCUGGUCACCCUUCCCAUUUACAUCGUGUACUGGAAAGGUCCGCAGAUCAGAGCCAAUUCGAAAUUUGCGCAGAGCCUCGAUCAAAGUCGACAACAGAGAGAUGAAAAGAGGAGGAAGAGUGUUCAUCCAGGUGUGGAGGGGCCGCUGGGUGAGAAGGAGCAGAGGGUUCAUCGAGAGAAUGCGUAG